Coregonus sp. 'balchen' is the source of this 7104-nucleotide messenger RNA. NCBI's taxonomy places the organism in Eukaryota, Metazoa, Chordata, Actinopteri, Salmoniformes, Salmonidae. The record is from the annotation of a GenBank genome assembly.
AAUGGACAUUGUGAAACCCUGGCUGCAACAGAACAGAUGGGAGGGGUCUCCUCCUGUAUAAAAGGUGUGCUUACAGGGGUCUCUGGAUCAGCAUGAUGAAGACGCUGGGUAUUUUGGUUGCUUCUGCCCUGUUCCUGGGGUCCGCCUCGGCCGCCACUGUAAGUCCAUUUUAGUUUAUUUGGUUUUGAUUAUUUGAUCUUUAGUGUAAUUAAAGAUAUCUUAUUUUUCUUUUUCUAAAACACAUUUCCAAAUAUGAUAUUUGUUAAUAAUGUAGGUGUUUUAAUGUAGCUAUAAUGUUUUUUUUUUAUAACUAUCUGUGGUUUUGAUCCCCUCAUUGAGGUAAAAAGAUACAGUAGAAAUAUACAGUGAGCUCCAAAAGUAUUAUUUUGUUGUUUUGGCUCAGUACUCCAGCGCUUUGGAUUUGAAGUGAUACAGACUGUCAGCUUUAAUUUUAGGGUAUUUUCAUCCAUAUCGGGUGAACCGUUUAGAAAUUACAGCACUUUUUGUACAUAGUGCUAAAAGUGCAUUUUAGGGGACCAAAGGUAUUAGGACAAAUUCACUUAUGUGUAUUCAAGUAGUAAAAAUUGAAUUAUUUGGUGCCAUAUUCAUAGCACGCAAUGACUACGUCAAGCUUGUGACUACAAAUUUGUUGGAUGCAUUUGCUGUUUUGAUUGUGUUUCUGAUUAUUUUGUGCCCAAUAGAAAUUAAUGGUAAAUAAUUUUUUUGUCACAUUUAUUGAAAAUAAGAAUAUAAUAUGUUUCUAAACACUUCUACAUUGAUGUGGAUGCUACCAUGAUUACAGAUAAUCCUGAAUGAGUCGUGAAUAAUGAUGAGUGAGAAAGUUAGACUCACAUAUCAUACCCCCAAGACAGGCUAACCUCUCAUUUUACAAUAAUGGGAGGUUAGCAGUGGGGUUUAUCUAUUCUUAUUUACAAUAAAGGUGACUCCAAAAUAGACACAAUACAUUAUUUACCAUUCAUUUCUAUGGGGCACAAAAUAAUCUGAAACACAACCAAAACAAACAGCAAAUGCAUCCAACAAAUUUGUAGAGUCACAAGCUUGAUUUAGUCGUUGUGUGCUAUGAAUAUGGGACCAAAUACUUUUAAAUACUUUAAUACACAUAUAAGUGAAUUUGUCCCAAUACCUUUGGUCCCCUAAAAUGGGGGGACUAUGUACAAAAAGUGCUGUAAUUUGUAAACUGUUCUCCCGGUAUGGAUGAAAAUACCCUCAAAUUAAAGCUGAUAGUCUGCACUUUAACCUCACAGUAAUUGUAUAAUUUCAAAUCCAUAGUGCUGUAGCACAGAGCCAAAAUAACAAAAGAUGUGUCACUUUCCCAAUACUUUUGGAGCUCACUGUAAUUUGACAAAUAAAAUAGGCUAAAUGUAAAAUUGUUUAUACUGAUAAAGUAACCAAUAGUGAAACACAAAGGGUUAAGAACUUCACCUGCAUUUGUACUCACUGCAGGUUUUUUGACAUCUUUAUCAUCAACAGGUUGAUAAGCAAUGUGAAUUCAACAGCUGAACACCUUUUUUGCAACAGUUCACUAAUACAAAACGCAAAACAAUGACACCACUACAUGCAUAAAACAGCAACACUGAAUAGAUUUGUGCAUAAUAAAAAUAGUUUCACACUUGCAUAUAUUACUGAAUGUGUAAUGAGUUGGUAUCUGCCCUUUGGGUGUCGAUGUGUAGCUUGGAGUGGUGUACACUGAGGGAGGCAUGGUACAGGGGAAGAAGGUCAAUUCUGAUGGACUCUUCCGCACCAUGGACGUCUUCAAAGGAAUCCCCUACGCUGACAAGCCCGGCAUUUUUGAGAAGCCCAAGCGUCACCCUGGAUGGGAUGGUGGGUACCAAAAAAUAAAAUGCCUCCAAUGUCCAUCCAUUCAGCAAGGAAAACAAUGUAGUAAUACUGAAGCAGAUUGUAAAAUAAAUAUUGGACAGCCAUAUUGGACCAUAGCCUUCCUAACACUCAUCUGACUUAUUCUCCCCGUGUCUCCUUCCAGGUGUUCUUAAGGCUACUGAGUUCAAGCCGAGGUGCAUGCAGCUGAACCUGCUCCAGGCUGACACCCGAGGCCAAGUGGACUGCCUUUUCCUGAACAUCUGGGUCCCUCAGGGCCUCAGCGGUAUGUAACAUGUACCUGUGUCUUUCACCCAUACCUGUCACUAGAGUAGGACAUCGGCUAAUAAGGCAUCAGCCCUUGUCUUUAUCCACAUAACAAGACAUCAUACAGUAUGAUCUGCUGAUGUGUCAUAAUACUAAUAAUAGUAUAACUAUGAUGUAAUGCUACAAAUGUAUUGAAAUAUAUCUCCUCCCUUCCUAGUUUCCACUGGUCUGCCAGUCAUGGUUUGGAUCUUUGGAGGUGGUUACCUGGUUGGAGGCUCUAUGGGCGCUAACUUCCUGGAUAACUAUCUGUAUGAUGGGGAGGAGAUUGCAAACAGGGGCAACGUCAUCGUGGUGACUCUGGGUUACCGUGUGGGCACCCUGGGCUUCCUCAGCUCUGGAGAUGCCAGCGGACCUGGUAGGUAUCAACCAAGGCUUUGCCUGGCUGGCUAGGUGGGUGGUGGGUGGGUGGCUUUGGUACAAUCGUUGUCGCAUCAGCUGAUGUAUGACAAUUACCUUUUCUUCAUGUAGUGAUUCUCAGGUGACUGAAUCCACUAUAUGAUAAUGCUGAUUAAGAUUACUGUGUUCAAUAAAACCUUUAAUCAUCAACUGGCUCUAUCAGAAACUUUUGCCAUUCUGUGGGAGCCAGAUGUACAGUAUGUUAGUAGGGAGAUUACUGCUGCUGGCUCACAGAGCGGUCUUCCAUGUCAGGUAACUAUGGUUUGUGGGACCAGCAUGCUGCCAUUGCCUGGGUGAACAGGAACAUCCGCGCCUUCGGAGGAGACCCCAACAACAUCACCGUCUUCGGAGAGUCUGCCGGCGCUGCUAGCGUCAGCUUCCAGGUGUGGGACUAAAAAGAGGACUAACAGUUUUAAAACAGAGCUUUCAGGGCAAAGGUAGUCAUAUCGAAAUACAAAAAUGGCCAGGACAAUGAUGUUUCCUCAGUCUCAAUGUUAUAUACUCUUCAUUAUAAUAUCAUGAUUAUUCAGUGACUUCCUGUCAUAAAACAUAUGUUUAUUGUCAGUGUGUAGUUUCUGGUAACUGUCGUGUCUAUGACAUUAGUUUAACACAUUUGAUACUUUUAACAAUGAGAACAGGGAGACUUCUGAUACCUUAUUCUGAACCAUGAUGUCCUGUACAGAGUGAUGGUCAGCCGAGUUUUUGAGACCUCCAUGAUCUAACAAACAGGGUGAUGGAAAAUACUUGGACUUUAGACCAUUUUAAGUUAUACCUUUUUGGAUUGUUAGAUAUAUGUAAGCAUUAAGCAGGUUGCUCCUGUUACGAUUGUAAGUAAAGAUACUGUAGGUAAGGAUAUGGCAUUCGGCUUGGGUCCUCCAUCCACAGUAUUAACAGGCUAGCAAAUGCAGAAAAUGCUAUGUACUAAUUCGAGUUUGAAUGUACUUUAUCGCCACACAGACGCUCUCUCCCCAUAACAAAGGGCUGAUCCGCAGGGCCAUCUCCCAGAGUGGCGUUGCUCUCUGCCCCUGGGGCAUCAACAAGAACCCCCGUACCUUUGCAGAGAUGGUAUGUGUACUUCAGUAACAUUGGGGUGGAAUAUGGACUGACAGAGAUGGAUGUUGGUUGUUAAAGGGCUGUCUCAUCCCCCAUUCCUCUCUCUUUAGGUUGCUGAGAAGGUGGGCUGCCCCAUUGAUGAACAGAUGAUGGCCUGCCUGAAGCUCAUUGACGCUAAGGAGCUCACCCUUGCCGGUACCCUGUCCCUGAGUGGUUCUCCCUCCAGUGAGUAUUCACUGAGGUUAAUAUAAGGGGCUGUGGCAUACUGAGCAAGAUGCUAAGGAGGUUGUGAUUUGCAUGCAUUGAUGCCUGUAUAGAUGAGCAUUAGCCUGACGCUCACAUAUCUCCUCAGCCCACCAUUCUACACAGGAAUUUAGUGAUGGCCAUGUCCUACCCAUAGCAUUAAAAGGUAUGUCUUUCUCUGCCUGCCUCCUCCAGCCCCCAUAGUGGACAACUUGGCCCUCUCCCCUGUGAUCGAUGGGGACUUCCUGCCUGAUCACCCAGGCAACCUGUUCCACAACGCUGCUGACAUUGACUACCUUGCAGGGGUCAACAGCAUGGAUGCCCACCUAUUCACUGGCUUGGAUGUACCCGCCGUCAACAAGCCAAUCGAGAGCGUCCCUCUGUGAGUGACCAUUGGCUGAUUGGUUACCUGGGAGGAAGAGGGUACUCUGUUCGGUGUUGGCCAUGUGCACUGUGUAGCUUAAAUGGGACAGCAGAUGUACCCACAAAGCAUUUUAUAGAACCAACCAAGUCUAACUAACAAGUAGGAGUAGAAUAAAAUGUAUUAAAAAGAAUAGGGUUAUCACUUUGGGUUAUCACUUUGGGCAGGUCCCCAACACAGUUGGCUUAAGAAGGGGUUGUCAGGUUGUUAUAUCUCUUGAGACUAAUCUCUCUCUUCCUCACUGAAGGUCAGAUAUGAAACUGCUCCUGGGUGCUUUGACUAAGAAGGGAGAGGCCGCUAUCAACAGCGCUUUCACAGAGUACACGGCAGACUGGGGAGAUAAGCCCAGCCAGGAGGCCAUCAAGAAGGCUGUUGUUAUGAUCGAGACUGACUUCAUCUUCCUGGUUCCUACCCAGGUUGCUCUCUAUCUGCACGCCUCCAAAGCCCAGUGAGUCCACCUCCUUGUUACUCUAGCACAGCCCUUCUUCCCCAGUAUGUGCUGCUUCCCAUCCCAGCGUCACAUAUCUGAUAUCUAAUCAUUCCCCCUCUCCUUGCCCUAUCCCAGAUCUGCACGCACCUACUCCUACCUGUUCUCAGAGCCCAGCCGCAUGUCAGGGAUAGUCCUACCUUUCCCCAGCUGGAUGGAGGCUGACCACGCUGAUGACCUGCAGUUUGUGUUCGGCAAGCCCUUCAGCACGCCCCUGGCAUACUGGCCCAAGCACCGCAACGUCUCCAAAUACUUCAUCGCCUACUGGACCAACUUCGCCAGGACCGGGUAAAAAAGAGCUGCAGUGCAAUCAUAUACAGUAAUCACACCCUGUGGGGGAUAUAUAUACAGUACACACCUACUAAUUCCAGGGUUUUUCUUUAUCUUUACUAUUUUCUACAUUGUAGAAUAAUAGUGAAGACAUCAAAACUAUGAAAUAACACAUAUGGAAUCAUGUAGUAACCAAAAAAGUGUUCAACAAAUCAAAAUAUACUUUAUAUUUGAGAUUCUUCAAAGUAGCCACCCUUUGCCUUGAUGACAGCUUUGCACACUCUUGGCAUACUUUAAACCAGCUUCACCUGGAAUGCUUUUCCAACAGUCUUGAAGGAGUUCCCACGUAUGCUGAGCACUUGUUGGCUGCUUUUCCUUCACUCUGCGGUCCAACUCAUCCCAAACCAUCUCAAUUGGGUUGAUGUCGGGUGAUUGUGGAGGCCACGUCAUCUGAUGCAGCACUCCAUCACUCUCCUUCUUGGUCAAAUAGCCCUUACACAGCCUGGAGGUGUGUUGGGUCAUUGUCCUGUUGAAAAACAAAUGAUUGUCCCACUAAGCGCAAACCAGAUGGGAUGGCGUAUCGCUGCAGAAUGCUGUGGUAGCCAUGCUGGUUAAGUGUGCCUUGCAUUCUAAAUAAAUCACUGACCGUGUCACCAGCAAAGCACCCCCACACCAUCACACCUCCUCCUCCAUGCUUCACGGUGGGAACCACACAUGUGGAGACCAUCCGUUCAGCUACUCUGCGUCUCACAAAGACACGGCAGUUGAAACCAAAAAUCUCAAAUUUGGACUCAUCAGACCAAAGUAUAGAUUUCCUCCGGUCUAAUGUCCAUUGCUUGUGUUUCUUGGCCCAAGCAAGUCUCUUCUUCUUAUUGGUGUCCUUUAGUAGUGGUUUCUUUGCAGCAAUUCAACCGUGAAGGCCUGAUUCACACAGUCUCCUCUGAACAGUUGAUGUUGAUGUGUCUGUUACUUGAACUCUGUGAGGCAUUUAUUUGGGCUGCAAUUUCUGAGGGUGAUAACUCUAAUGAACGUAUCCUCUGCAGCAGAGGUAACUCUGGGUCUUCCUUUCCUGUGGCGGUCCUCAUGAGAGCCAGUUUCAUCAUAGUGCUUGAUGGUUUUUGCGUAUUGACUGACCUUCAUGUCUUUAAGUAAUGAUGGACUGUCAUUUCUCUAUGCUUAUUUGAGCUAUUCUUGCCAUGAUAUGGACUUGGUCUUUUACCAAAUAGUGCUAUCUUCUGUAUACCACCCCUACCUUGUCACAACACAACUGAUUGGCUCAAACGCAUUAAGAAGAAAAUAAAUUCCACAAAUUAACUUUUAACAAGGCACACCUGUUAAUUGAAAUGCAUUCCAGGUGACUACCUCAUGAAGCUGGUUGAGAGAAUGCCAAGAGUGUGCAAAGCUGUCAUCAAGACAAAGGGUGGUUACUUUGAAGAUUCUCAAAUAAAAAAUAUAUUUAGAUUUGUUAACACAUUUUCUUUUGGUUACUACAUGAUUCCAUAUGUGUUAUUUCAUAGUUUUGAUGUCUUCGCUAUGAUUCUACAAUGUAGAAAAUAAUAAAAAUAAAGAAAAACCCUUGAAUGAGUAGGUUUGUCCAAACUUUUGGCUGGUACUGUGUGUAUAUAUAUUCGAUUUAUCAUAGUUUUUGUGAGGAUAAGAUCACUUUAGAAUUUGAAUAUUGUAUUUUCAAUUUUCAAAUUCUAAAGUGAUAUUAUCCUCACAAAAACUAUGAUACAUCGAAAGUUCUCACCAUUAUGCUUUUCUUACCAUCCUCAACCCCUUUCCCGCCACAGAGACCCCAACAAGGGGGAGUCCAAUGUGCCUGUGACCUGGCCUGCAUACACCACCUCUGGGCAAAAAUACCUGGAGAUCAACGCCAACAUGAACAGGAACUCCGUCCAUGAGAAGAUGAGGAUGCGCUUUGUGAACUGGUGGUCUAACACCUUACCCAGCCUUCCCUCCGUCUGAGGUAGCUCUGAGGUAGCUCUCACUAAGCACAGGCUCCCCGAUGCAUAAUUGACAUCAUGCUACAUUCACAGCUAUACAAAUUGGUUGUGUUAUGUCACAAAUA